Molecule: messenger RNA, 222 nt
Organism: Gorilla gorilla gorilla (western lowland gorilla)
Lineage: Eukaryota; Metazoa; Chordata; Mammalia; Primates; Hominidae
Product: small nuclear ribonucleoprotein G-like
Exons: 1
Coding region: 31-222 (63 amino acids)
Biological process (GO): mRNA splicing, via spliceosome
Cellular component (GO): U5 snRNP; SMN-Sm protein complex; U12-type spliceosomal complex
Molecular function (GO): RNA binding
Source: RefSeq, a predicted model, not a curated record
AAAGCUCACUCUCUCAAGUUGAAAAAACUUAUGGACAAGUUGUCACUGAAAUUAAAUGGUGGUAGAUGUGUCCAAGGAAUACUGUGGGGAUUCAGUCAUUUUAUGAAUCUUAUGAUAAAUGAAUGUGUGAAGAUGGCAAUUAGUGGGCAGCAGAACAAUAUUAGAACAGUGGAAAUAGGAGGAAACAGUAUCAUCACGUUAAAAGCCUUGGAACAAGUCUAA